UCAGAUUUUUUUGUGUGUGAUUUCCAAAUGUGUCUGCCACAUUACACUAUGUGGUUACACUAACCCAUCGGAAGGGGAAAUAAUAUGGAUUCACAUACCUGUGUAUUUGUCAACUGUUGAAAAUUGACCUGCCUCCUACAGCUGUUUCCCAAAAACACAGGUUCAAAUUACUUCAACAGAAUUUCCAGCGAGGAGGUGACGUAGAACGACACUAUAUGAAUGCACUUUGCAGCAGGUUACGGAGUCAGUCUACUCUGUAGAGCAGGUGCAACUCACAUCAACAGCUCAGUGAACUCUGAUAACAUGGAAGCAACACAAAAAAGAGUGUACAUCAGUCUUCCAAAAAAAUACAUGGCUGCUUUGGGUGAAAACUAUGAACUGGACCACGGACUGGUUAUAAAAGAUCUGAACCCGUAUUUGAAUGAAGGAUAUCUACAAGCUUACUUUAGAGAAUGGGGCACCAUCACAAGGUGUAAGAUUAGCAAGGGCUCCAACACGGAGAAUAAUAAGUCUGUGGCCUACGUGAGGUUUUCUGCGGAGGAUGAAGCAGACAGAGCAGACUGGGCCGGUCCUCACUUUAUUGGAGGCAUUGAAGUGGGAGUGAGACGAGUUGUGAGUCCAAAGAUGGAGGAGGAUGAAUCAGACGCGGAGAUCACCGCAGCGUCUUCAAGGCCGAGACCACGGCGAUCAAUGGGUCUGGGCUACAUCCUGGAAGAUGCUCAGUGGUUAGAUGAUGAAUUGGAGGAAGAAUAAAAAAAAUAUAUGGCAACUUUUUUUUAUAUACCCAGAAUAGCCUAGAUAGCAUAGAACACUGUUUGCUCACCGGAUUAUGAAGCUUGGAUGUAAACUGCAGUGAUAUAGACCAUAUUAAUCUUAUUUUGUAUAUUUUUAUGAUUUGUUUGUCUACUGUGAAUCGGAAAUGGGGCGGAUGUGGCUGAGGGGUAGAGUGGUCGUCCUCCAACCAAAAUGUCGGCGGUUCGAUCCUCAGUCUUCCCCACCUGCAUGCUGAAGUGUCCUUGGGCAAAAUACUGAACCACUAAAUGGCCCCUCAUAGAUGUUGAUGGACUAUUUGUAAGUCGCUUUGGAUAAAAACGUCUGACAAAUGAAAUGUAAUGAAAUAAAGUUGUAGUCAUUAAUAGGGGUAAGAUAUAGAUUAGCAGCAUUAAUGUCGCCACUGUUGGUGAAUUCAUGAUUUUUGAUACAUAAAUAAACUACAUGAUUUUCCCACAUUGCUGAUCUUAA
Molecule: messenger RNA, 1242 nt
Organism: Hippoglossus stenolepis (Pacific halibut)
Lineage: Eukaryota; Metazoa; Chordata; Actinopteri; Pleuronectiformes; Pleuronectidae
Product: heterogeneous nuclear ribonucleoproteins A1 homolog
Exons: 5
Coding region: 220-753 (177 amino acids)
Molecular function (GO): RNA binding
Source: RefSeq, a predicted model, not a curated record